Messenger RNA from Emys orbicularis (European pond turtle), 1167 nucleotides. Its product is annotated as tubulin alpha-4 chain-like. The transcript is spliced from 4 exons. Lineage: Eukaryota; Metazoa; Chordata; Testudines; Emydidae. Gene Ontology annotation, biological process: microtubule cytoskeleton organization; mitotic cell cycle. Gene Ontology annotation, molecular function: structural constituent of cytoskeleton; GTP binding. Gene Ontology annotation, cellular component: microtubule; cytoplasm. The record is from RefSeq and is a predicted model, not a curated record. The coding region runs from base 16 to 1167 and encodes 383 amino acids.
GUGCCACGGGCUAUUAUGGUAGACUUGGAGCAAACUGUAGUAGAUGAAGUGCGGACUGGCACUUACCGUCAGCUUUUCCAUCCAGAACAGCUGAUCACUGGAAAGGAAGAUGCAGCUAAUAACUAUGCCCGUGGUCACUAUACCAUUGGCAAAGACAGAAUUGACUUGGCAUUAGAUCGUAUCCGUAAACUGGCCGAUGCCUGUUCUGGGCUACAGGGAUUCCUGAUUUUCCACAGCUUUGGUGGGGGCACUGGCUCUGGCUUUACCUCCUUGUUGAUGGAACGCCUCUCCCUGGAUUAUGGCAAGAAGUCCAAACUGGAGUUUGCCAUCUACCCAGCCCCUCAAGUCUCCACUGCCGUAGUGGAGCCGUACAACUCCAUCCUGACCACUCACACCACCCUGGAGCAUUCAGACUGCGCCUUCAUGGUGGACAACGAGGCCAUCUAUGACAUCUGCUGUCGCAACUUGGACAUUGAGCGCCCCACUUACACCAACCUUAACCGUCUCAUCAGCCAGAUAGUCUCAUCAAUCACUGCCUCUCUGCGCUUCGAUGGUGCCCUCAAUGUGGAUCUGACAGAGUUUCAGACCAACCUGGUGCCUUACCCUCGCAUCCACUUCCCCUUGGUAACAUAUGCACCCAUCAUCUCCUCCGAGAGAGCCUACCACGAGCAGCUGUCAGUGGCGGAAAUCACCAGUUCCUGCUUUGAACCCAACAACCAGAUGGUGAAGUGUGAUCCACGUCAUGGAAAAUACAUGGCCUGCUGCAUGCUGUACCGCGGUGACGUGGUCCCCAAAGAUGUCAACGUAGCUAUUGCUGCCAUCAAGACCAAGAGAACUAUCCAGUUUGUGGACUGGUGUCCAACAGGCUUCAAGGUUGGAAUCAAUUACCAGCCUCCCACAAUAACACCCGGAGGAGACCUGGCCCAAGUGGAACGUGCCGUCUGCAUGCUAAGCAACACCACAGCCAUCGCUGAGGCCUGGGCAAGGCUGGACCACAAGUUUGAUCUGAUGUAUGCCAAGAGGGCAUUUGUGCACUGGUAUGUUGGUGAAGGCAUGGAGGAAGGGGAGUUUGCAGAGGCCCGAGAGGACUUGUCUGCACUGGAGAAGGACUACGAGGAAGUGGGAACGAACUCAUUUGGAGAAGAAAAUGACGGGGAGGAAUUUUGA